Molecule: messenger RNA, 3406 nt
Organism: Galeopterus variegatus (Sunda flying lemur)
Lineage: Eukaryota; Metazoa; Chordata; Mammalia; Dermoptera; Cynocephalidae
Gene: FMNL1
Product: formin-like 1
Exons: 25
Coding region: 1-3168 (1055 amino acids)
Biological process (GO): cortical actin cytoskeleton organization; cell migration; regulation of cell shape
Cellular component (GO): cytosol
Molecular function (GO): actin filament binding; small GTPase binding
Source: RefSeq, a predicted model, not a curated record
AUGAACUUGCCCCCUGACAAGAUCCAACUGCUGAGCCAGUAUGACAAUGAGAAGAAGUGGGAGCUCAUCUGUGACCAGGAGCGGUUUCAAGUCAAGAACCCGCCUGCAGCCUACAUCCAGAAGCUGAAGAGCUACCUGGAUACUGGUGGGGUUAGCAGAAAGGUAGCAGCUGAUUGGAUGUCCAACCUGGGGUUUAAGAGGCGAGUCCAGGAGUCCACACAGGUGCUGCGGGAGCUGGAGACAUCCCUGAGGACAAACCACAUUGGGUGGGUACAGGAGUUCCUCAACGAGGAGAACCGUGGCCUGGACGUGCUGCUUGAGUACCUGGCCUUUGCCCAGUGCUCUGUUGCGUAUGACAUGGAGAGUACAGACAAUGGGGCCUCCAACUCGGAGAAGAGCAAGCCCCUGGAGCAGUCAGUGGAAGAUCUCAGCAAGGGUCCACCCUCAUCCGUUCCCAAAAGUCGUCACCUGACCAUCAAGCUGACCCCGGCCCACAGCAGGAAGACCCUGCGGAAUUCCCGCAUCGUCAGCCAGAAGGACGACGUGCAUGUCUGCAUCAUGUGCUUGCGCGCCAUCAUGAACUACCAGUCUGGCUUCAGCCUUGUCAUGAACCACCCAGCCUGUGUUAAUGAGAUUGCUUUGAGCCUCAACAACAAGAACCCCAGAACCAAGGCUCUGGUGCUGGAGCUGCUGGCAGCUGUGUGCCUGGUGCGGGGAGGACACGACAUCAUCCUUGCGGCCUUCGACAACUUCAAGGAGGUAUGUGGGGAGCAACACCGCUUUGAAAAGCUGAUGGAAUAUUUCCGGAAUGAGGACAGCAACAUUGACUUCAUGGUGGCCUGCAUGCAAUUCAUCAACAUCGUGGUACACUCCGUAGAGAACAUGAACUUCCGUGUCUUCCUGCAAUAUGAGUUCACCCACCUGGGCCUGGACCUGUACUUAGAGAAACUUCGACUCACCGAGAGUGACAAGCUGCAGGUGCAGAUUCAGGCCUAUCUGGACAAUGUGUUUGAUGUGGGAGCGCUGCUGGAGGACACUGAGACCAAGAAUGCUGUACUGGAGCACAUGGAGGAGUUACAGGAGCAGGUGGCACUGCUGACAGAGCGGCUUCGGGAGGCGGAGAACGAAUCUAUGGCCAAGAUCGCCGAACUGGAAAAGCAGCUAAGCCAGGCUCGCAAAGAGCUGGAGAUCCUGCGGGAGCGCUUCAGCGAAUCGACCGCCAUGGGCGCCUCCGGGCGUUCCCCCGAGCCUGACAAAGUGCCUGCCCCCGCCUCGGCGCGGCCCUCGGCCCUAGAGCUGAAGGUGGAGGAGCUGGAGGAAAAGGGGUUAAUCCGUAUCCUGCGGGGGCCCGGGGAUGCUGUUUCCAUCGAGAUCCUCCCGGUCCCUGUGGCAACUCCGAGCGGCGGCGGUGAUGCUCCGACUCCGACUCCGGGGGUGCCCACCAGCUCCCCUAGCCCAGGUGCGCAGGGCCCAGAGGGCGAGCCUGCGGGCAUCGCCGGCGGGCGGGGAGCUAGAGAGGGAGGUCUGGAUCGUGGGCGUGGCUCGGGUAGGAGCGGGCGGGUCGAAGAGGACCCAGUACGCAUGCGCAUGCAGCCCCCACCUGCGCCGCCGCUGCCGGGAGACCUGCCGCCCCCACCCCCGCCACCCCCGCCACCGCCCGGCACUGACGGGCCAGUGCCUCCGCCGCCCCCACCGCCUCCAGGAGGUCCCUCUGAUGCCCUUGGAGGGCCCGGCCUAGAGAUGGGCCCAGGAGUGAAGGCCAAGAAACCCAUCCAGACCAAGUUCCGAAUGCCACUCUUAAACUGGGUGGCCCUGAAACCCAGCCAGAUCACCGGCACUGUCUUCACAGAGCUUAACGACGAGAAGGUGCUGCAGGAACUGGACAUGAGUGACUUCGAGGAGCAGUUCAAGACCAAGUCCCAAGGCCCCAGCCUGGAUCUCAGUGCCCUCAAGGGUAAGGCAGCCCAGAAGGCCCCCAGCAAGGCAACACUCAUCGAGGCCAACCGGGCCAAGAACUUGGCCAUUACCCUGCGCAAGGGCAACCUGGGGGCUGACCGCAUCUGCCAGGCCAUUGAGGCCUAUGACCUGCAGUCUCUCAGCCUGGACUUCCUGGAGCUUUUGACCCGCUUCUUGCCCACGGAGUACGAGCGCAGCCUCAUUGCCCGCUUCGAGCGGGAGCAGCGGCCGCUAGAGGAGCUGUCGGAGGAGGACCACUUCAUGCUGCGCUUCAGCCGCAUCCCGCGUCUGCCUGAGCGCAUGGCCACGCUCACCUUUCUGGGCAACUUCCUGGACACAGCCCAGCUGCUCAUGCCGCAACUGAAUGCCGUCAUCGCAGCCUCAAUGUCCAUCAAGUCCUCUGACAAACUCCGCCAGAUCCUGGAGAUCGUCCUGGCCUUCGGCAACUACAUGAACAGCAGCAAGCGUGGAGCAGCCUACGGCUUCCGGCUCCAGAGUCUGGAUGUGCUGUUGGAGAUGAAGUCGACUGACCGCAAGCAGACACUGCUGCACUACCUGGUGAAGGUCAUUGCUGAGAAGUACCCACAGCUCACAGGCUUCUACAGUGACCUACACUUCUUGGAUAAGGCGGGCUCAGUGUCCCUGGACAGUGUCCUGGGGGAUGUGCGCUCCUUGCAGCGAGGCCUGGAGUUGACGCAGCGAGAGUUUGUGCGGCAGGAUGACUGUGUGGUGCUCAAGGAGUUUCUGAGGACCAACUCGCCCACCAUGGACAAGCUGCUGGCAGACAGCAAGACUGCUCAGGAGGCCUACGAGUCUGUGGUGGAGUACUUCGGAGAGAACCCCAAGACCACGUCCCCGAGCCUGUUCUUUUCCCUCUUUAGCCGCUUUGUCAAGGCCUACAAGAAAGCUGAGCAGGAGGUGGAACAGUGGAAGAAAGAAGCUGCUGCCCAGGAGGCAGGCACUGACACCCCAGGCAGAGGGGAGCACCCAGCACCCAAGUCCCCACCCAAGGUCCGGCGACAACAGAUGGACCUCAUCUCUGAGCUGAAACGGAAGCAGCAGAAGGAGCCACUCAUCUACGAGAGUGACCGCGAUGGGGCCAUUGAAGACAUCAUCACAGUGCUCAAGACCGUGCCCUUCACGGCCCGCACCGGCAAGCGGACAUCCCGGCUCCUCUGUGAGGCCAGCCUGGGAGAGGAGAUGCCCCUCUAGCCCCCAGGUACCCAGCAGCCUGGACUCUGAUCCCAGUGCUGCCCACAGUGGGAACUGAGUCAUGCUGCCCUCUCCUGGGCCACUGCAUGGCCGGGAUGUUUGAGGGGGGGUCUGGAAAACAUAAACAGUGCCCCCUCCCACAUGCACACACCCUGGGUCCUUAGAAGGGUGAGCCUGUGCCCUGGAGCCAUGGUCCCAGCUCUGGGCUGACUCCUGACUGGUAAAUGUGUCUCUUCUG